Messenger RNA from Elgaria multicarinata webbii, 3257 nucleotides. It is a transcript of the gene AXL, whose product is annotated as AXL receptor tyrosine kinase. Gene Ontology annotation, cellular component: signaling receptor complex; plasma membrane. The transcript has 20 exons. Lineage: Eukaryota; Metazoa; Chordata; Lepidosauria; Squamata; Anguidae. The record is from RefSeq and is a predicted model, not a curated record. Gene Ontology annotation, biological process: positive regulation of kinase activity; nervous system development; protein phosphorylation. Bases 243 to 2888 code for a protein of 881 amino acids. Gene Ontology annotation, molecular function: ATP binding; protein binding; transmembrane receptor protein tyrosine kinase activity.
UUUUUAAUGUUCUUUUCAAACUUUGGAUCCAUCCUUCGAUCUCUUGGGUGCUGACUUCACUGUAGAUUUCGUCACUUGUUUUUGGAUACAGGCUCCAACGCCGACUUCCCUUUCAGCCUUGUGCACUGCUCGGCAAAACCUGGGAGCCAGGAAUUGUCCCCUGUUUCUUUCUGGGGGCCCGCUUCUCUGCCAAUGAGCCCUUAGAUCGCCUUGGGAGCUUGGUUUUGUUGGGGUUCGUGAAAAUGGGUCAGCUUGGCCGCUCUGUUCUCUCCUGCCUGCUGGCUUGGUGGAUGGGCGUCAGCAGUGCCCAGGAAGCUGUGUACUUUAAAGAGAGCCCUUCGAACCUGACGUCCUCUUUGGGCAAAGACGUGAUGCUCUCCUGUUCCGUCCACGCCCUUGGCGAGCCGCCUGAGAUCAGCUGGUUGCGGGAUGGUGCCGCCCUGGAGUUUGCCGACAGUAACCAGGUGCAGGUGCCCUUGGACGAUGAACAGUGGAUGACCACCAGCACACUGAGCAUCCCUUCGGUACAGCUCUCGGACAUGGGGAACUACCAGUGUGCAGCUUUGGUGAAUGGAUCUGAAAUCUUCUCUGAUGAAGCCUACCUGCAACUGGAAGGUCUUCCCUUUUUCACGGAGGAGCCCCAGGAUCGAGAGGUCACAGCCAAUACCCCUUUCAACCUGAGCUGCUGGGCUCAUGGGCCACCGGAACCAGUGCUGGUGAUCUGGCUACAAGACAGCAUCCCCCUGAAUUCCUUGGCUGAGCCACUGGCCCGGACCCCUUCCGUGUUGGUUGUGAGAGGUCUGAACCACAGCGCCUCGUUCUCAUGUGAAGCCCACAAUGCUAAAGGUGUGAGCACAUCUCGAACUGCAGCUGUGACAGUGGUACCUGGACGGCCACGGGCCUUGUUCCUUGUGCAUCACACUGACCGCAGCCUGGAGGUGGCGUGGGAGCCAGGGCCCAGCGGGGCCUAUGCUCUGGAGCUCUGCACCAUCCAGGCCGUGCGCUCCGAUGAGGACCUCAGCACUGUGUCCGACGGGGAACUCUAUAACCAGAAUCUCCGCGUCCCCCCCUUCAGCCACACCCUGGCUGGCUUGAGCCCCUUCACCACCUACCACGUGCGCGUGGCCUGUCGUUCCAGGGAGGGCAACUCGCCGUGGACCCACUGGGUGGCCAUGGAAACUCUCGAAGGAGUGCCUACAGCCGCACCAGAGAACAUUCUGGCCGUUCAAAAUGGCAGCUGCACCGUCAUACAGUGGGGGAAGCCGCAAGGUGGCCUCAAUGGGAUCUUGCGUGGAUACAAGCUGGUCUGUCAGAGCGACGACUUGCCUGAGGUUGUUGUGGACGUGGGAUUGACCAACGAGACAGUCUUGAUGCUGAACUCAACUGUGCACAACCUGACCGUGCGGGUCGCAGCCUACACGCGUGUAGGCGAUGGACCCUGGAGCGAGGCCAUCAUGAUUUCCUCUUUACGUUCGGGUGAAAAUCUACCAGAGCCCCAGCCAGUAGGACUCUCCACCCCCGCCUUCUCCUGGCACUGGUGGUACAUGGUGAUUGCCGCAGCCACCGCCUUCGCUGCGGCUGCCUUCAUCACCAUCUUCUUGGCACGGAAGAGGAGGAAGGAAACCCGUUACGGGGAAGCCUUUGAACCCAGCAUGGAGCAGGGUGAGCUGGUGGUCCACUACCGCGUCCGCAAAUCUUACAGCCGACGUACCACUGAAGCCACUUUGAACGGUCUGGGCAUUAGCGAGGAGCUGAAAGAGAAACUGCGAGAUGUCAUGAUUGAUCGCCACAAGGUGGCACUCGGGAAAACACUCGGAGAAGGAGAAUUUGGCUCAGUCAUGGAGGGACAACUCAGCCAAGAUGGUGCGGUUCUUAAGGUUGCUGUUAAAACCAUGAAGAUCGCCAUCUGCACCCGCAGCGAGAUGGAGGAUUUCCUCAGCGAGGCCGUCUGCAUGAAGGACUUCGACCACCCCAACGUCAUGAAGCUGAUCGGAGUCUGUCUCCAGAACACAGAGAGUGAAGGGUACCCCUCCCCGGUCGUAAUCCUGCCGUUCAUGAAACACGGCGACCUGCACAGCUUCUUGCUGUACUCCAGGCUGGGAGAGAGCCCGCUGUACCUACCCACGCAGACGUUGGUCAAGUUCAUGACAGACAUUGCUAGCGGGAUGGAGUAUCUCAGUAGCAAGAACUUCAUACACCGGGACCUCGCUGCCCGCAACUGCAUGCUGAAUGAGAGCAUGACAGCCUGCGUGGCUGAUUUUGGUCUUUCUAAGAAGAUCUACAAUGGCGAUUAUUACCGGCAAGGCCGAAUCUCCAAGAUGCCAGUCAAGUGGAUCGCCAUUGAGAGCUUGGCGGACCGCGUUUACACCAUCAAGAGUGACGUGUGGUCCUUCGGCGUUACCAUGUGGGAGAUCGCAACGCGAGGCCAGACGCCAUACCCAGGAGUGGAAAACAGUGAGAUUUACGAUUACUUGCGCCAAGGCAACCGCCUCAAACAGCCAAUCGACUGCUUGGAUGGCCUGUAUGAGCUGAUGUUGAGCUGCUGGGCCCUCAACCCGCGCGACCGUCCCAGCUUUGACAUCCUGCACCAGGAGCUGGAGAAGAUCCUCAAGUCCCUCCCGCUGGCCAAGGACCCGGAAGAGAUCCUCUACGUUAACAUGGAUGACGGGGUGGCCCCCAGGGAGGCAGAGCUGGGCGCCGUGGGGGGCCUGGGUCCCGAGGAAGAGCUGCCGGCCAAGGAAAGCCAGUCGCUCAAGGCCGUGGUGACGGCAGCCGAGGUCCAUCAGCCCCAGGCGAUGGGCCGCUACGUCAUGUGUCCCACCCCUCUGGAGAGCAGCCGGCUCCUGACUGAGUCCCCCAGCUGUGCUGCCACUGAAGAAGGGGCCUGAACGGGACAUCCCAGUAGCUGGGAUGGGGUGGGGGAAGGUUGCAAGCAAUCCUACAGGUACAGUUCCACUCAGGGGUUGGGAGGACCCAUCUCUGACGGGAGGGGGUCCAGUGGGUACUCACAAACCGAGACCCACCAACCCACCCACCCUUUUCUAUGAUGAACCACUGCCCCGACCUCUCUUUCCCUCUACAGUCUGCCUUUCCCUACUCAGCCCCUCCUUGUUUUAGAGGGGAUUUGAACCAAUCAGUCCCUGAGUGUGUCUCACGCCCAUCGUCCCCUUCUGCCUCCUGCCCCGACACUCGGUACAUGUACUGGCACGCUCAUCCCCGCGUCGCCAGCAUAAGGCUGGGAUGUACUGCUCUAGACU